GACCAUAAUAGUCCUUUAAUUCCCCGAGAGGCCCAACUAUACCAUAGCAAAAGGUUAUACGCUGUAAGCCCAGUAUAUUUUCUCUCUUUUCUUGUUCAGGAAGAUUUGUUUUUCUUCGACUAAUACUCUUGACAGAGCAAGAAGAAGAAGAAAGUAGUAAGAGCAAUGGAAGAUUCAAAGAAGAUUGCACACGAAAUCGGUGGAGUGAGAAACGAUGCGUUUCGAUUUGGGCUUCAUGGUGUUAAGAGCGACAUCGUCGGAUCUCAUCCUCUUGAGUCUUCCUAUCACUCUGCGAAGGUUAAGGAACAGGAGAUGAAGAGGAAGAUACUUGCUAACACUUACGGGUCGGCUUUCCCUAUGAAGUUAGAGCUCGAUCGACAAAUUCUUUCCAGAUUUCAGAGGCCACCAGGGGCAAUACCAUCUUCAAUGGUUGGGUUAGAAUCCCUAACCGGAGGGCUGGAGGACUUUGCUUUUGAGGACUACCUGAAUGAUCCUAAGGAUUCUGAGAGCUUUCGUCCAGUUGACAUGCAUCAUGGUGUGGAAGUGCGCCUUGGGCUUUCUAAGGCACCUGUGUGUCCCAGUUUCAUUUGAAUCAUUUGCAAUUGAUUGAGAAACUGUAACUUGUGAUGCUGCUGCUGCUUUGUACUUAUUAUCUCCUAGAAACCUUGUGUGUUGGGUAUUUUUAAUAUUAGCUGGAUUUGGAAACGCAUGAUUAAUGUUCUUUUUUUCCUUAUCA
Messenger RNA from Capsicum annuum, 736 nucleotides. Its product is annotated as cyclin-B1-2. Lineage: Eukaryota; Viridiplantae; Streptophyta; Magnoliopsida; Solanales; Solanaceae. Gene Ontology annotation, cellular component: cytoplasm; nucleus. The record is from RefSeq and is a predicted model, not a curated record. The coding region runs from base 166 to 591 and encodes 141 amino acids. The transcript has 4 exons. Gene Ontology annotation, biological process: proteasome assembly.